Molecule: messenger RNA, 594 nt
Organism: Blumeria graminis f. sp. triticale
Lineage: Eukaryota; Fungi; Ascomycota; Leotiomycetes; Helotiales; Erysiphaceae
Source: the annotation of a GenBank genome assembly
AUGUCAAAACACGAGAAUCCAAAUGGAAUUAGCCACCAGCUUAAUAUCAUCAGCCCAGCUGUUAAAGUUGGAGCUCUCGCCGGCGCGAGUGGAAUGUUGGUAGGAGCAUUUGCAGGCAUUAUACGGUCCACAAGUCCUAUACUGUUUUCGCUGGCCUCGGGUAUCCAGUGCUUUACUCUCGGAGCUACUAUUACUGGCUUUAGAGCUAUAGUGAGUCAAAAAUGGCCGAAGAGUAAUUCAAUUGAGCACGAAAAAAUAAUUGUCAGUACCAUCGCUGGCGCCCUUGGUGGUGGCACAUCUGGUGCUAUUUUUAGAGGUCGGCGUAAUGUUUUGCCCGGAGCUGUCAUGUUUGCCAUUUUUGGGGCAGUUGGUCAAGCUUUGACCGACAAAAUCUCUAACAGAGAAUUGAAUUCCAUUGCCCCAGAUCCUGAGUCCAAGGUAUCAUGGCUCAACUCUAGGUGGUCACCUGUCAAAACUAUCUCCAAUGAAGAAUAUGAAAACAUAAUGAGUGAAAAACUGUUACAAAUCAAAGCCGAGAUUGCGCUUGUAGAUGACAGAAUUAAGUAUCUAAAAUCUCAAAAUAGACCAGAGUAG